CUGUAAUACACAAACUAAGAAUCGUCUCUGUGCUGUUACUUUGCCUGGAAUGUUCCACAUUGCGGCAUUAAUAUCCAUGUAUUAUUUAUAAAUUUGUUUUGGAUAUUCUCAAUGUCAUGUUUAUUAUAGCAUCCCUGGUCAGUGUAUUCUAAAAUGUGACCACACUGUAAGCUUAAAGCUGGGACAAGAGAUGAAUGAUGGACUGAGUUUGACACAAGUCUCCGCCCACUCAUCCUCCCACAGUCUGUGCGCUAAGACGCUCCUCUGUGGCCACUGUGCACGCAUCCUUCUUCUCAAAGCCAAGACAACUUUAACUACGAUUGUACAAACAUUUUCCGCUAUCUUCAUGGGUGUAUGUAGAAUUAGGACUUGACAUUACAUUAUUUAUGGAAUGUAAGGUUUUUUUUUUACGUAAUGACUGCUAACGGGAACCGCGCCAGGACGCAUCGACUACAGCACAAAAACUCCCAAACAUCUGACGGUGUUGGCUGUUUUCCCGUCUGAUCGCGUUAACCGAUAAUGUAAGCGUCAUUUUGUAAUCUAUAAACGGGUUUUUUUAGACCCACAUCAUGCUGUACCUAGUCCUUAAACUAUUAUCUUUGUGGCUGUGUAGCGAAGCCAUAACGGGACAAUUGAACGAGCUACAAAACAAGUAUGACUCUUUUACAGUUCAAAGCCCUGAAUGGGGCAGUGUCAGCGGAGAGGACGCGCCAGAGGAGCGUGCUCCAACUGUCCAGGCGAUAGCUUUUGAUGAGGUGAAAGUUUUGAGACAACGGAGUGUUCAAAACUCUGUGCGUAAAAGUGGAAUCUUUGGAAGAGACGCAUUACGCACAGUGAACAGCAAUGAUAGCUCUCCACAGAAUGUUGGACUUACUGGAAAAAUAGAGAAGCAUGAUAAACAAUUUCGCAACAUUAGCAAAGGGAGUUCGAGACAAAACUUGAAGCAAAAAAGACCAAGCACCAGUCGUAAGAAGCGAAAAGAGCCGGAUGGAGAGAGCGCACCUGUUGCGAUGGCGCAGGAGAUGGACUCUCCAUUUCUACUCAACACCAGCGACUAUGAGGACGGAUUCUCCCUAGACUUCCCAGACAGCACUCCCCUGGCCCCAGUUAGCCUAAAACCCAAACGAAAGCUACACAAAAACCCGUUUUACCCCGUGACCGUAGAGACAUACGGGGCUUACGCAGUGCUGAUAGUGGCCGGGCUCAUUUUAAGCGUGGGAAUCAUCGGUAACGUAUCGCUGAUGUGUAUCGUGUGUCAUAACUACUACAUGAGAAGCAUUUCCAACUCGCUCCUCGCCAACCUUGCGCUCUGGGAUUUCGUGGUGGUCUUCUUCUGCCUUCCGCUGGUGGUGUUUCACGAGCUCACCAAGGAUUGGCUGCUGGGGGAGUUCUCGUGCAGGAUCAUCCCAUAUUUGGAGGUUGCCUCUUUGGGAGUCACCACAUUCACUCUGUGCGCUCUUUGCAUCGACCGUUUCCGUGCUGCCAACAAUGUUCAGAACUACUACGAGAUGAUUGAGAACUGGGCCUCCACCACUGCCAAGCUUGCUGUCAUCUGGAUCGGGGCUCUCCUCCUCGCCCUCCCAGAAUUACUCAUCCGGCAACUGGUCAUUGAAGAGACAGAUCCCCCCGAAGUCACCACCCCAUGCGAGCGCUGCGUAAUCCGAAUCUCCACGGACCUCCCAGACACGUUGUACGUCUUGGGUCUUACCUACGAUGGUGCAAGACUUUGGUGGUAUUUCGGCUGCUAUUUCUGUUUACCGACUCUAUUUACCAUUUUUUGUUCGCUCGCUACAGCGCAUAAGAUCCGCAAGGCCGAACGCAACAACGUCAGGGGUAGCAAGAAGCAAAUCCAGCUCGAAAGCCAGAUGAAUUGCGCCGUGGUUGCUUUGGCGAUUCUAUACGGAUUUUGCAUAAUUCCUGAAAACAUUUGUAACAUCUUGAGUACGUACAUGGCUGCCGGUAUUCCUCGUAGGACAUUGGAGAUAUUGAAAUUGGUCAGCCAGUUGAUGCUUUUCUGUAAGUCCGCAGUUACACCAGUUUUGUUGUUUUGUCUUUGCCAACCGUUCACCAGGGCGAUUUUGGAUUGCUGCUGCUGCUGUUUGGAGGAUUGUGGGCCAGAAAGAUCCCCCGCAACAACAAGUGAAAAUGAUGGCACGGCGACUGAGCUUGAACUAUCCCCGUACAACACCAUUCGCAGAGAUGCCCCUUCCACAACAGCCUAUUCCACUGUUGGGACGCACUGUUGAGGGCAAAGUGUUUGCUAAGAUAUUAAGUCAUAUAGAAAGUUGACUUGAAUUGAUGAUAUGCAAGUUUCAAAGGCAACCGUCCUGCUAUUGUUUACAAGAAUUAUGAAUGAAAUCGCACAUAUUUAGGUAACAUAAUUUAUUUAGUAUUUUAUUUUUAAUUAACUCACUUAAAUGAUAUGUUUUUGUUAGGGAUGCACCGAUUCAGCUUCUUCAGUUUGGAUACUGAUGCUGAUACUUUGGCUUUAAGUUUCUAAGUAUAUCCGAUAUCAACCGAAAGUGGGGCUAAGAGCAAAUAAAGUAAAACUAUAAUUUAUACACAUGGCAUAUGGUAAGAGAAAAAUAACCAAAUGUGUUUUAUAACUGUUAUUUAUCAUUUUAAGUAACUACAGAAUCAGUUUGAGACACACUACUAGGUGUUUGGGCUAACAUUGUCCAGUAAAUCGUCUUACACAAAUUUAUAAACCAAAAUAAGAUAUCCACUGAACCAAUAUCCAAUAGAUCAAAUUUUUCAAUAUCGGCACCAGUAUCAUAUCGGUGCAUCCCCAGUUUUUGUCCAUCCAAGGCAAUCAACAAAUUGUCACAAAAAUUUGGAAAAGUCCUUAUGCACUUAUUGUUUGCAUCUUGUAGAGACUUUUAGAGUGUAGCCACAACACUUUUUGUCCUAAACCAUUAUCACAUUUUGAAACUUCCUGUAAUAUAGAAAGCACUUACUCAGUUUAAUUAGGUGUGAAAGCAGACUGGCACAAAGCUCCUGGCUGCUCUAGGUCUCUAUUGUAUUUUUGAGAGGAUGUAUCAAAUGUAUAGUAAUAUAUUGAGAAUGUUGACGCUGCAGAUUUAGCUGUUGAUGUGAAUUGUGAAUCAUAUUUUGUCUGUUAUUUAUAGUUUUUUAGUCACAUUAAAGCAAAAUGAAAUGUCAUGAAUGGACAAUAGUCAUAGAAGA
Molecule: messenger RNA, 3186 nt
Organism: Boleophthalmus pectinirostris (great blue-spotted mudskipper)
Lineage: Eukaryota; Metazoa; Chordata; Actinopteri; Gobiiformes; Gobiidae
Product: prosaposin receptor GPR37-like
Exons: 2
Coding region: 570-2246 (558 amino acids)
Biological process (GO): adenylate cyclase-inhibiting G protein-coupled receptor signaling pathway; positive regulation of MAPK cascade
Cellular component (GO): plasma membrane; signaling receptor complex
Molecular function (GO): G protein-coupled peptide receptor activity; prosaposin receptor activity
Source: RefSeq, a predicted model, not a curated record